GCCCGCCACGUUUCGCCAGUCUUCUUAGUUGUUCGUUGUUCUCUCGUCUCGUCAGUAAUUUCAUAGCUUCUUAUCCAUUUACGUGAUCCAGAUAACAACUUAAAAUGAGUGCUGCAGCACCAGCUCCAGUUCAAAAAAUAGGAAUAGUAAAGCAGGUAUUAUCGGGAGACACUAUCGUAAUAAGAAAGCAGCCGAGAGGCGGGCCUCCUCCAGAGAAAGUGAUAGCCCUGUCGGGCAUCACGGCCCCCAAACUCGCUCGCCAGCGCACUGCCAACAAUGAUGUGGAGUCAAAAGAUGAACCUUUUGCAUGGGAGGCGCGCGAGUUUUUAAGAAAGAAGCUGGUUGGGAAAGAAGUGAUUUUUACAUCUGAAAAACCUAAUAACUCUACAACUAGAGAGUAUGGAUCUGUGUGGACAGGAAAAGACACCACUAAAGAUGAGAAUGUGACUGAAGCUUUACUUGCUGAAGGAUUGGCAAAGGUCAGAGAAAGCGGGAGAAAUAUCCCUCAGCUGAAGAAGCUCGUCGACAUUGAAGAUAUUGCCAAAUCACAAGGCAAAGGCAUUUGGGGCUCUGAUAUCAAUGGGCAUGUCCGAGAUAUCAAAUGGACCAUUGACAACCCAAAGCAGUUUGUGAACAAGUACAAUGGGCAACCCAUCAAAGCCAUCAUUGAGUAUGUCCGUGAUGGCUCCACUGUCAGGUUAUGCUUGCUGCCUGAUUUCCAUCAAAUCACCUUGAUGCUGUCUGGAAUUAGAUGUCCUGCAGUAAAACAAGACGGCGAGUCAGAGCCGUACGCAGAAGAAGCUCGUUUCUUCCUGGAGUGUCGACUCCUACAUAAAGAUGUGGAAGUGAUUUUGGAGUCUGUGAACAACAACAACUUGGUCGGCACCAUCCUGCACCCGCAGGGCAACAUCGCCGAGGCUCUGCUGCGACAGGGCUUCGCCAGAUGUGUCGACUGGUCACUCGCUGUUAUGAAAUCAGGUGCAUCGACGCUGCGAGCCGCCGAGCGCGCCGCCAAGGAGGCCAAGCUCCGCAUGUGGACGAAUUACGUUAGCAACGCGCCCGUCAUCGCCGCCAAGGACAAGGAGUUCACAGCCACCGUGCUCGAGGUGGUCAACGGCGAUGCGCUCGUCGUCAAGCUGCCCAACAACACCUCCAAGAAGAUAUUCCUGGCCAGCAUCAGACCCCCGCGCGAAAAGAACAGCGCAGAUGAAGAGGGUAAGCCAUCAAUCAGGCCGAAGGGUUUCAAGCCACUGUAUGAUAUCCCCUGGAUGUUUGAAGCUCGUGAAUUUUUGCGAAAGAAGCUCAUUGGCAAGAAAGUAACCGUGACUGUAGAUUACAUUCAGCCGGCCAAGGACAACUUCCCUGAAAAAACAUGUUGCACCGUUCAAGCCAGUGGAAUGAACAUUGCAGAAGCUCUAGUAAGUAAAGGCUACGCAACAGUGGUGAGGUACAGCAAAGACAACGACCAGAGAAGCUCCCACUACGACAAACUGCUCGAAGCGGAACUUAAAGCUCAGAAGGCAGGAAUCGGCAUUUACGCUAAAAAGGACAUCCCGGCUCAUCGCAUACAAGACACGAGUGGCGACUCUGCAAAAGCUAAAAAAUUCUUCCCCUUCCUAAAGAGAGCCCAGAAAACGGAGGCCACAGUCGAAUUCGUGGCGAGCGGUUCUAGAAUGAGAAUAUACAUUCCUAAAGAAUCAGUUGUUGUGACAUUCCUACUGGCCGGCAUCAACUGCCCGCGCGGCGCGCGUCCCACGGCAGGCGGCGGCACACAGGAGGCCGAGCCCUACGGCGAGGAGGCGCUGCUCUACACCAAGGAGAAGUGUCUGCAGCACGACGUCGUCGUCACCAUCGAGGAGAUGGACAAAGCCGGCAACUUCAUCGGCUGGCUGUGGGUGGACAACGAGAACCUGUCCGUGUCCCUCGUGGAGCACGGCCUGGCCUCCAUGCACCACACGGCCGAGACCUCCGAGUUCGCUCGCGCCAUCAAGACCGCCGAAGAGAACGCCAUCAAAAAACGAAUCGGUAUAUGGAAGGAUUAUGUUGAAAUAGAGAAGGAAAUCGAGAAGGAGAAGAAUGCUCCAGUUCAGGACAGAACCGUGAAAUACGAUAAAGUGAUCAUCACCGAAAUUACACCGGAAGGCCACUUUUACGCACAAAAUAUUGAAAAUGGUGCAAAAUUGGAAGCUUUAAUGGAUAAAAUUCACCAAGAGUUCAAAGCGAAUGCGCCUUUACCAGGGUCACUCGUACCGAGGAGGGGUCAAGUUUGUGCGGCACUUUUUUCUCUAGAUAACCAGUGGUACAGAGCCAAAGUAGAAAAGAUCACUGAAGACAAAAAGGUUCAUAUAUUCUACAUUGAUUAUGGAAACAGAGAGGUGAUAAACUACUCCCGGCUGGCGAACCUGCCCGCGGGCACGGAGUCGGAGCCGGCGUACGCGACCGAGUACUCGCUGUGCUGCGUCAAGUUCCCGGCCGACCCCGACGACCGGCUGGAAGCCGUGACCGCCUUCUCCAUGGACACGCUCAACAAGAAGCUGAUGGUCAACGUGGAGGCGCGCGCCGCGCCCGCCGCCGUCACGCUCGUCGACCCCGCCACCAACCUUGACGUCGGCAAGAACCUGAUAAAGGAGGGCCUAGUGUUAUUGGACGCCGUUCGCGAUCGGCGACUGGCGACCCUGGUGAGCGAGUACCGCGCUGCGCAGGAGCACGCCAAGAGCUCGCGGCUCAACCUGUGGCAGCACGGCGACAUCACCGAGGACGACGCCGUAGAGUUCGGCGCGCGCCGCUAGCGCUCCGUCUACCGGUUCCUCCACACCUCUACACUACUACUACGUACCGACAGGAUCCACCAUCCCACAUUGUCUGGACGCUAUCAACGAUCUAAACUUUCUUCUUUGCGCUGCCUUGGUAAUUCAUGGAACUAUUAAGACAAUCAAUUAAAGUUGUGAACAUUAACCUCCUGGGCACGACUGGGUAUUUUUAUAACUUUUAUAAACAUAAUGAAGUAGGUCUACUAUGAAAUAGGUCUUAUUCUGUAAUAUAUUAAACGCGGCAUUGACUGCAAUGUAGUCAGAAAUAAUACUUCUCUAUAUUGAAAAAAGAAUUAAUCUGUAAAUAUGCAUUUAGCAUAGUUAUUUAUCCUCUGUAAACUGAAAUAAUGUUUUUUGUUAAGAUACAAUGUCUAAAAUCAAAUUGAGGGAAAGUCAUGUCGCAAUGGGAACACUCAGGAGGUUAACUGGCGAUGUGAACAGAAGUAGCACCAACCGCACGAUGUGUGCCCUCCGCCGCGGACGCCUCGCCUCGCCCCGACCCGCUUUUAAUCUUACACUACCGAUAUAGCCCUAUUGAUCUUAAGUAAAAUACCUUAUAGAUUUUAAAUCCAGAUGUAUAUACAUAAUUAAUUACAUUUAUAUUUCUGCCAAGCGAGAGUACGACAUAAUAAAAUUAAAUUUAAUGUCAACUACAAAGUCAUACUCAUAAUACUAUUGUAAAUUAUAAGUGUUAUCAGCAAAUCGUACGUACCUAUAUUAUUUACGUCAAAGUUAUUUUAUUUAUUUACAUGGUCAUAAUUUAUUUUAAAGAAAUAAAUGAACUGAUACUGAUUAAGUGUUAUUUCAAAAUGAAAUUCUGUGCUUUAGAGUAAAUUUUGUGUCAAUGUAGACCAAACAAAUCACCCAAAGGGGAAGUGCAAGUUGGGUCUUUGAUCAAACUAUUUGAAUUAUUUGAGCUGUUGUUAAAUAAAAAUGAUACCUGUCAAAAUGAGCGAGUUUUCUGUUGGAAGUUCAUGAAAGGUUAGAGUAGACAAGUACCCUGCAAUAAGCACCUUAACCCAUUUCGAGAAAUAUAGCAUUUUUACUGUUACCGAGUAAUGUCUUCCUUGGAAACGGUAAAUGAUUAAAAUUGAUGUAUUUGCAUAAUAAGAUUAAUAAGUAGUUAAAAUGUAUCAAAUGAUUUUUGCCGUGCUAGUGGCGGAGUAAAUUAUGUUCAAGUUAGUGCAAUACAGGCGCCCGCGCCGCUUGGCGCGGUUGAUCUUUGGCGACGGCCUGACAGUGACACCGGACUAAACGGUACUUUCAUCGCGCUUAUUUUUCAAGAUAAAUUUUGUCAACGUUGUUUUUCUUUUUUUGUUUGUAUAUUAGUUUUCGUAUUACAAUCGUUCUCUUAAGUCUGAAUUACUACAUAAUAUAACUUUUAUUAUUUUUCUGAAUCAUGUUUUUUCUUGAAUGUAUGAAAUAAUUAUUAACUUUGUAUUGCGUACUUAUAAACGUAUUGUAAACCUACCUCUCUUCUUGAGAUUUUUAUAAGGUAGGAGAUACUUUGUUUACACAUUAUGUAUUUAAGUACCAUAAGGUGCGUGGAUUGUUAAAAGGACUUGGUAUAUUAAAAUAAAUAAUUUAGGAAAAAACGAAA
Molecule: messenger RNA, 4410 nt
Organism: Cydia strobilella
Lineage: Eukaryota; Metazoa; Arthropoda; Insecta; Lepidoptera; Tortricidae
Gene: Tudor-SN
Product: staphylococcal nuclease domain-containing protein 1-like
Exons: 10
Coding region: 105-2789 (894 amino acids)
Biological process (GO): regulatory ncRNA-mediated gene silencing; mRNA catabolic process
Cellular component (GO): RISC complex; cytosol; nucleus
Molecular function (GO): RNA binding; nuclease activity
Source: RefSeq, a predicted model, not a curated record